AUGCAAGCAGAAAGAAAUCAGCCCAGUAUACAAGCAGAAAGACCUCAACCAAAGCAAGCUGAAAGAAUUCAACCAAAUAGACAAGCUGAAAGGGCUCAACCUGCCAAGGCAACUGCCAAAUUUCCGUGGACAGCAGAUGCGUGGAGAGCGUUGCGAGACGCAUUUGGAUUACAAUCCUUCCGACCAAAUCAAGAAGAAGUGAUAAAUGCUACAUUGGGAGGUUAUGACGUCUUUUGUCUUAUGCCUACAGGUGCCGGUAAAAGUUUGUGCUACCAACUUCCAGCCAUCGUAGAGUCGGGGAAAACAAGAGGAACGACAAUUGUCAUUUCUCCUCUGCUUUCUUUAAUCACAGAUCAAGUUGUCCAUCUUGUUCAACGAGGUAUACCAGCCUUGAGAAUCACCGGUGACAUGGAUGCAAAUGUACGCACGGAAGCAUUACGAGAAAUUCACAAUCCAAGAUGCGACCCUCCUAGACUGAUCUACCUCACGCCAGAAUUUAUGAACAAGUCGCCAGCUGCGAAGAAUGUAUUGGCUGAUUUACACAGGAGACGUCUUUUGGCACGUUUUGUGAUUGACGAAGCACAUUGUUUGAGUCAAUGGGGUCAUGAUUUUCGACCAGAUUACAAACAGAUGGGAGCCCUUCGUGAUGCAUAUCCAGAUAUUCCGUUCAUGGCUCUGACUGCAACAGCAACACCACGUGUUAUUAAAGAUAUUGUCUCGAAUUUGAACCUUGAAUCCCCUCGACUGAAGAGAUUUACCCAAUCUUUCAACCGUCCCAACCUGCUUUACGAGGUACGACCAAAAAAGGCAGGAGACAAAUGCGUAGAUGAAAUAGCAGAAUUCAUUCAAACCAAUCACAGCAAUCAAUGUGGUAUUAUUUAUUGUACAAGUAGGGCUGUCUGCGAAGACAUAGCAAGCAAAUUACGAACUAGGCACAAUGUCAUGGCUCAACACUACCAUGCUGGAGUGGGAAAAUUGGACCGUGAGCGCAUCCAGACGAACUGGCAGAAGAACAUUUUUAAAGUGAUUGUGGCCACUAUUGCAUUCGGUAUGGGAAUCGAUAAACCAGAUGUCCGAUUCGUCAUCCAUCAUUCUUUACCUACAUCUCUGGAGGGAUACUAUCAAGAAACGGGAAGAGCGGGAAGAGAUGGAAAGCAAUCGAGUUGCAUAUUCUUCUAUCGUUACUCAGAUUCAAAUUAUCUCAUGAAGCUGGCAAGGGAAGAUGGCACUUCUGCUCAACAAAAAGAGCAGCGCGAAGCUAACUUGCGACAGGUAAUUGACUAUGCAUCCAACGAAACAGACUGUAGACGGCAGUUGGUUCUACGAUACUUCAACGAAAACUUUGACCCGGCCAAUUGUCAUAGAGGUUGCGAUAAUUGUAAAAAGAGAGAUCCAAGAUCUCACGGAGCAAUCGAAGAUAAUCGUCAACCGGAAGAUGUGACGGAGAUGGCAAGAGUGAUUGUCGACAUGGUCAAGGUGAUGUGUCAAUCUGACGGCUGUACCACCAUUAGAGCUAUAGCCACUCUGAUGGGAUCGAGAAGUAGAAAUAUCGUCGAUAAAGGCUUCGAGAAUCUACCUCAGCAUGGGAGAGGCGUCACAUUCGGAAGGAACAAUACCAACCGCUUGGUACGUCACCUGUUAUCUGAAGACUAUCUGAGAGAGGAAUUCGUUACGGUCGCCGGCAAGUUUGUAGUUGCGUAUCUGAAG
This is a messenger RNA of Meira miltonrushii, 1707 nucleotides long. RefSeq names its product ATP-dependent DNA helicase. NCBI's taxonomy places the organism in Eukaryota, Fungi, Basidiomycota, Exobasidiomycetes, Exobasidiales, Brachybasidiaceae. The transcript has a single exon. Gene Ontology annotation, biological process: DNA replication; double-strand break repair via homologous recombination. Gene Ontology annotation, molecular function: nucleic acid binding; 3'-5' DNA helicase activity; four-way junction helicase activity. The record is from RefSeq and is a predicted model, not a curated record. Gene Ontology annotation, cellular component: chromosome; nucleus; cytoplasm. The annotation marks the transcript as partial.